Messenger RNA from Chaetomium fimeti, 2537 nucleotides. RefSeq lists its product as uncharacterized. Bases 1 to 2460 code for a protein of 819 amino acids. Gene Ontology annotation, cellular component: ruffle membrane. Gene Ontology annotation, biological process: regulation of ruffle assembly. The record is from RefSeq and is a predicted model, not a curated record. NCBI's taxonomy places the organism in Eukaryota, Fungi, Ascomycota, Sordariomycetes, Sordariales, Chaetomiaceae. The transcript is spliced from 3 exons. Gene Ontology annotation, molecular function: phosphatidylinositol binding.
AUGCAUCGCGUCUCGGCUCUUCUCCCCUCGUGGGACCGGUCGAGACACAGCGCUCCCGUUCCUCCCACCACCAACAAAACCAACACCAACACCACCACCACCGCCGCCAGCAACCCCGCCCCGGCACCACCAAAGGCACCCGGUGCCCUGAACAAGGUCUUUGGCUGGGCCGAGAAGAUUGUGCCCGCCUCCCGAAUCAGCAUUUCAACCGCACCCGCCGCGCCCACCCGUUACGGCCGAGAAACCUAUUGGCCGACGAGUCUCGACAAAGAAUGCGACAAGGCCGCAAGGAUCAUCAAGUCAUUUUGCUUUGACGGCUUCCUCUCUCAGGAAUUUGACGAGACCAAUGAGACGGACCAGAUCGAUCAGGUCGACCAGGCCGCCCAAACCGACCAAACCGAGGCGAGCACAGCAGAACCGAAACCAACACCAAAAUACGUCACAAAGAAGAUCCCCCCACGAAUAAUACAAAAUGCCGUCGGCCUCGCAGUCUUCUCCUGCAUGCGGUCCGGCCUCUGGAUGUCGGGUUCCGGAGGCGCCGGCCUGAUCACAGCACGCAAGGCCGACGGAACAUGGUCGCCCCCCUCCGCCAUCAUAUUACACACGGCUGAACUCGCUUUCGAAAUGGGCGUCGAUAUCUACGAUUGCGUAUUGGUGAUCAACAGCGUACAGACCCUCGAGCUCUUCACCCGCCCGAGGCUAGUACUGGGUGCCGAGGUUAGUCUAGCCGUGGGACCACUCGUUGCGGCCGGAGCACAGGACCCCGAGAUAAAAUGGAAGGAGAUCAGCGAGACCGUCUUGACCUACGUGAAGGCUAGAGGAAAGCAUCAGGCAGCGCGGCUGGACGGCUCCAUGGUGACUGAACGCGGCAACGAGAACGAGAAAUUCUACCGCGCCGGCGUCACCAUCCUCGACAUCCUCGCGGGUAACAUCCCCAAAAACGUGCCGCAGAUGCGGCCCCUGUUUGAGGUCAUCAAGGCCGCCGAGGGCCGCUCCGACUAUGACAAGGCGUUGAUGGACUGGUUAGCGCAACAGCCAGCACCAGGUGAUGCUGAUAUCGAGAGCAGCCCCAGAGAGUCCAUCGCGUCCAUCACGUCGCCGACCAAGCUGGCCUUUGGCGUCCCGGACGCCAGCGAUCCGGAUCCGUUCGGAGUCAUCGGCCUAGAGAUGGCAGGCAUUGAAAUCCGAGAGGCCGGUUCCAAGCUCCGACCGAUCAGCACCCAGUUCGAGUACCAGCCGAGCCCGAGCAGCCCGCUGUACGGGAGGUUUAGUCGCCAGAGCAUGGAUACGUUCGUCUCGAGAAGCAACCGAGGCAGCUGCAUGUCGGCGCGGACACAAGCCACCACAUUGACCGAUGCGUGCACGCAAACAGAUGUGGCGAGCACCUCGUACACCACCUUCAGUCGGGCUAACAGCGACGAUGGAAAGGACGGCGUUGAGAGGCUGCCCACGGUUGUAGAGCCUGAGGAGGUCGACUACACCCAAGUCGACACGAGCAUCAUUGAGAAGCUAAAGAGGAGGACGAUCGAGCCUGUUGCACCCCAGCCAGUCCAGGUUAUCGAGACAAAGGAGACCAAGGUUACGGAGGCCACUACCACUACCGAGAUCAAGACGACGCAAGAUAUGACUCCAGUGGGCCCGAGCCCCAAGGCCACCGACGAACGGGACGAGGACGCUGAUGACGAAGACGACGAGGAUGAGGAAGAGGAUGCCGUCGUCUGCGAGGUCGCAACCGCAUCGGCCCAGCCAGCACGGACUUCCAUCCAGCGGUCCCAGGUCACCCAUGUAAUCCAAGCCAAGGGUGCCAUUGUAACUAUCCCGAAGCGGAUACCUCCUCCCCUCCCCAUGCGAAGCCCCGCGCGCGCGUCGCGAGGAAGCAAGAGCGAGUACGGCGACGUCUCAUCUCUGAGGAGCCCCAUUCGGAACUCCUUUUUAUCCAUCGAGUCACGGGGCGACGGCGCCAGAGCCUCCCUGGACGAGACGGUUGCCACACAAGAACCCACCCACCCCGAAACUGACCAAGGCUCGCCCACACACACGCAAGGCUCCGCUAGCCCUGGACACACCAAGAACACAUCCUCGGUCUGCACCGCCGUGGCAGUCAACACCACCUCACCAUCUCGGCUGAGCUCAGGCUCGGGCUCCAGCCCGAUCCAAGGUACGCACAAGGCCGAAAACGAAGACAACGACAUCAACGUCUCGCCAUCUUCCAUGGUUCCGCCCACCCCGCAAACCCUCGAACCCACCUCUUCCGUUGAGGACGAUUCCGAAAGGGAGCCGAGGACGCCGCAGACGACCGAGACGGAUUUCGAUACCGCGUCCGAGCACCACGUCGACGCCAAAUCCCAGGACGAGACCAAGACUACCGCCGGCGAGGGGGUCAGGAUCGUGUCGGCCACCGCCACGCCUUUGGGGAGCGCCAGCGAGCGGGAGAGGGCCGAUGUCGUGCCAGUUGCGUGAAGCUAUAUGCCUAAUCAAGAAAACGAACAGGGUGGACAAACAAAGGUGUUACGGAUAUGAUUUUGUUUUGGAUACGG